AUGGCAGUGAGAGAUAGUCAGAUGGCCAAGCUAGCCAAGCCCAUUCGUUGUAGCGACUUUGCCGAUAAAGCGCUAGCCUGGAUCAAAAGUGAUGGAACACGACGGUCUUCCAGAGCAGAUCAAUCGACUCGCAAAAGCACUUUAUCUUUUUUCACAUCGGAACAGCUUUCUACGUGUGAGGAACCGACAGAUCCUUUCGAAAAUGAGGAUGGCACAGGCAGUGAAUUAGGCAUGCAGGAAGUGAGUCGCGAGCAUAGCGCCACAGGUCUUGCCCACGCCAUAGCACCACUCCCGCCCUGGCUACGUGGAUGUCACGCGCAUGUCACGGAAAUGUCACGUAGACGAUCGGCAUUGGAUCGAUCGGCUUGGGAACGUCUUGCCGUAGUCAUCAGUGGAGCUGAAGCAAUGGUUCACGCUACUAAAGGAAAAAGAAUGGGAUUUUUAAGCUUUAGUUUUCAUAUUUUUGAUAUGCACCAAAUGCAUGUCGUUUUCAUCUUGAUUUCAUCAAGUUAUCGGGUAACCCACUGUGAUUACGAGCUUCAGCCUUCCUCACCUUCGCUUGUCCAUGCAUUUUACGAAACAAAUAAAAAUUUUCCUGGAAAAAGAUGCCUAAAAGAAAGAAUUGAGCCUGAUAAGGAACUUUCAACUCGACCAUUUUCAACUCGACAGUUACCAACCUUUUCACCAUCGCUAUCAAUAGUGAUGAUGACAAGAAACAGACCAAGCAGUCGAGGAUCAACUCCAGCCAUGUCAAAGACGAAGAUCGAACGCUUGCAUGUUUCUGAUGAAUAUCAAACAAGAGGACUUGGUGGACCUUAUAACGAGGAAUGGCCAGUUAAACAGUUCACGAUUCAAGAUGAACAAAGAGGAGAGAAAAUGAAAGAGUCACGAAAUGGAGAAUCACUGAAGAGCAAAAAUAUUUAA
Molecule: messenger RNA, 924 nt
Organism: Dracunculus medinensis (Guinea worm)
Lineage: Eukaryota; Metazoa; Nematoda; Chromadorea; Rhabditida; Dracunculidae
Source: the annotation of a GenBank genome assembly